Cyprinodon variegatus (sheepshead minnow) is the source of this 2430-nucleotide messenger RNA. Its product is annotated as polyserase-2-like. The record is from RefSeq and is a predicted model, not a curated record. The transcript is spliced from 10 exons. Gene Ontology annotation, molecular function: serine-type endopeptidase activity. NCBI's taxonomy places the organism in Eukaryota, Metazoa, Chordata, Actinopteri, Cyprinodontiformes, Cyprinodontidae. Gene Ontology annotation, biological process: proteolysis. Bases 70 to 1779 code for a protein of 569 amino acids.
GAGGCGUGUCUGCAGACCUGCUGCAGGUUAUUAUUGCUAAACCAGGUCAGUUGACUUUAACUCGCAGCAAUGGCUCUCUACAAGGUGGUUUGUGUGGCUGCUCUGCUGACUCUGCUGACCCAAGAUUCGGCUUCACAGCUGUCAGACUGUGGUCGGCCACAGCUGAACACCAGGAUCGUUGGAGGACAGGCAGCUCCUGCUGGCAGCUGGCCCUGGCAGGUCAGUCUGCACAGAUCGUCUCACUUCUGUGGAGGAUCCCUGAUUAACAACCAAUGGGUUCUGACUGCGGCUCACUGCGUCCCAACUGGAAAUCCAACCGGUAUCACAGUCUAUCUGGGCCGUCAGAGUCAGCAGGGAUCCAAUCCCAAUGAAGUCAGACGGACAGUAGCGACGAUCAUUGUUCAUCCAGACUACAACGAAAAGACCAGCAACAAUGACGUUGCUCUAAUGAGGCUCUCCUCAGCCGUUACUUUCACCAGCUACAUCUCACCCAUCUGCCUGGCGGCCUCUGACAGCACCUUCUACAGCGGCACGGACUCCUGGGUCACCGGCUGGGGGAACGUUGGAUCUGAUGACCCUCUUCCUUUUCCUCAAAACCUGAUGGAGGUGGAGGUGCCAGUCAUUGGAAACAGGCGGUGUAAAUGUAGCAACUAUGAAGUGAGCACCAUCAAUGACAACAUGAUCUGUGCAGGACUCCUGGAAGGAGGAAAGGACUCGUGUCAGGGGGACUCAGGGGGGCCAAUGGUGAGCAAACAAAAUGGCCGCUGGAUUCAGUCCGGAAUUGUGAGUUUUGGUAUUGGCUGUGCUCUGCCGGAUUACCCGGGAGUCUAUGCAAGAGUCUCCCAGUAUGAAGCCUGGAUCAAAGCCCAAAUCAGCAGCAACCAGCCGGGAUUCGUCACUUUCACGUCUCCUGGCACGGACAGUGACCUCAGCAUCUCCUGCAGCGGUGUGCCACCAGUCACGACCCCCGCACCACCCUUGUAUUGUGGCCGGGCCCCAUUGAAUUCUGGGUUGGAUGGCAGUUCUGUGGCGACAGCUGGUCAGUGGCCCUUCAUGGCAAGCCUGCUAAAGAAUGGACAGCAUGUGUGUGGAGGAACCCUGGUGUCGAUGGACUAUGUUCUGAGCAGUGCUGACUGCUUCUCAAGUCCACUCAACGUGUCUGAGUGGAUGGUGGUGUUGGGUCGUCUGAGGCAGAAUGGAUCCAAUCCUUUUGAGAUGUCUCUGAAUGUGUCAGAGGUCUCUCUGAGCAACCUGUCAGAUCCCAACGUCGCAUUGCUUCGACUAUCCACCCAACCAACCCUAAGCAGCUACAUCCAGCCCAUCUGCCUGGACAACGGCAGAAGCUUCCCGGUCGGAUCUACAUGCUGGGCAACUGGGUGGAGCUCUGGGAGAGGAGGAGAGGAAGAAGUUCUGCAGGUGUUUAAAGCUCAGGUCCAGAGCUGUGGUAACAGGACCUCAAAUGAGAGCAUUUGUACGGAGCAGUUUCCUCUGCAGCAGGGUGACUCUGGAGGUCCACUCAUGUGUGAACAGGACGGUGCUUGGUUCCAGGCAGCAGUGGUGCUUCCAGCCAACGCCUCCGCCGUCCUAAAUCGAGAGGAUUCUGUGAUGCUCUUCAACAAACUCAGUCGAUAUCAGAAUUUCCUGACUGAGAAACUUGGGACGUUUUUAUCCCCAGAGCCCAGCGCUAACAGUACAUCAUCCAGCGGAAGCUCUCAGGCUCAUUUCUCCUUGUGUUUCCAUCUCCUCAACUUUGUCUUAUUUCUGCCUCUCUUUUCAUAGAGAUGCCUAAAUCCAUGAUGAAGGACAAAGAUCUCCUGAAUCUCUGUCUGAUUAUAGAUAUUCAAAGAGUUUUUCUGUGGCCUGAUUCUCGAGAUGAUCUUUCUGAUCUUACAUCCAUUACAACUGAUUCUGUUUGGACAGUUUUACAGAAAAGAAAACAUUUUAAUGUUUCAGUACUUCCCCACAUGUUGUUUUUUGUUUUUCGGGUUGAUAGACAUAAUGUGUGAAUUUUCUGGCUGUAAGACAAACUGAGGAAAAGAUAGAAGAGUUUAACUAAAAACUUAGAUUUUAUGAUUUUAUGUGAUUUUCUGCUUGUUUAACUUGGUGAAAAUGAAGGUUUUAAAAAGUGUCAAUGCUUUUUAUUGCUGCUGUAAAGUUUACCAAUAUGUUGAAAAAGUAGCUUAAGUUGAAGAGUGAAAUAAGUUCAUAAGCAAAAUACAUCAAGAGAUUAAUUUUAAUGUCAGAAGUCUGAUUGGUUAAAUAUGUUCAUUUAAUCUGAAUUACUGUGACGAUGCACUUAUUAUGCACAAUAUAGCUUGAUAAAGAUAAUUCUAAUGACAUUAUAAUGAUAAUUCUUAACAUGGUGUGGUGCUUGUAAAUUAACUGAUUGGUUUGGGGAGUUUUAUGGUGUAUAUUGUUUACAUAAUUAUA